Molecule: messenger RNA, 2461 nt
Organism: Neocloeon triangulifer
Lineage: Eukaryota; Metazoa; Arthropoda; Insecta; Ephemeroptera; Baetidae
Product: phenoloxidase 1
Exons: 8
Coding region: 121-2334 (737 amino acids)
Source: RefSeq, a predicted model, not a curated record
UUUUUUACUUCGCUUGCGUCAAUGAGCGAGACCAGUUUGGCGCAGAGACCAAAAGGUUCAAGGUUUUGCUGACCGGUUAUUCUCACGAUUGUGUCUUCACUUGGCUGGCAACAGUCUGAGAUGCAGGUUCUUUUCUUUGCUGUUUUCCUCCUUGCAGCAGGAAUAGUAAAUUCGCAGAAGCCUUACAAACUUCAAGAUGUAGCGCUGUCACUUUUGGAGCGGCCCACAGAGCCGGUUUUCAUGCCAAAAGGUGAAAAGGGUCUAAUCCUUGAUGUGCCCCCGGAAUACUUGGCAACAAAAUAUAGGGAGCAGGCAACUGCACUGAAGAACCGCUUUAGUGACGGCGACACUACCCAAGUACCCAUCAAGGGCAUUACUGUACCUGAUAUAUCAGCCCUUCUGACACUGCCCCGCCGCGCUCAAUUUAGCACCUUUGUGCCCAUGCACCGCCAACUGGCGUCCAGGCUUAUUGGCAUCCUGAUUGGCAUGAGGACCACUGAAGAUUUUGUCUCAGCUUCUGCGUAUAUCAGAGAUCGCAUAAAUCCGGGCCUCUUUGUCUACGGCUUCUCAGUGGCCGUGCUGCACCGACCUGACACAAAGGACGUUCACCUGCCUCCCCUCUCUGAAACUUUUCCUGAUAGGUUUGUCGAUGGUGCCUUAUUUGUUCGAGCUAGAGAAGAAGCAAACAUCUUGGACGAGACAGCCAGGACUCCUCUGGAGAUCCCCGUAGACUACACUGCCACCAACCUAGAGCUGGAGCACCGUUUAGCCUAUUUCCGUGAAGACUUGGGCAUCAACCUGCACCAUUGGCACUGGCAUCUGAUCUACCCCUUCUCCGGCCCCCGCGAGGUGGUGAACAAGGACCGUCGUGGCGAGCUCUUCUACUACAUGCACCAGCAGAUCAUUGCUCGCUACGACUUUGAGCGCAUGUGUAACCGUCUGCCACGCGUCAAGCGUCUGCAGAACUUCAACGACCCCAUCGACGAGGCCUACUUCCCUAAACUGAACAGCCAGGUGGCCAGUCGUAAUUGGGCCGGACGUCCCAGUGGCGCCAUCCUGAGAGACGUCAACCGCGAGGCUGACCAGCUCAAGUUUGACAUUGCCGAGCUGCAGCGCUGGAGGGACCGAGUCUUUGAAUCCAUCCACAGGGGCAGCGUUGAUAUGCCGAACGGAACUCGUUUGGCUUUGACAGAACGUGAUGGCAUCGACUUCCUUGGAAACAUGAUCGAGCCUUCCGACCUGAGCCCAAAUCAGCAACUUUAUGGCAAUCUUCACAACCUUUUGCACGUUGCUGUGUCAUUAGUGCAUGACCCUGACCAGCGCCACCUGGAGACCUUUGGAGUGAUUGGAGAUUCAGCCACGGCGAUGCGUGAUCCCGUAUUUUAUCGCAUCCACUCGAUGGUCAACGACAUAUUUACUGAGCACAAAAACACUCUGCCGCGCUAUACCACCCAGCAACUGGACUUCCCUGGCGUCAGAAUCACUGGAAUUUCCGUGCAAACGCCCAGUUCAGCGCAAAAUGUGCUAGAAACCUUCUGGCAAAAGAACACGGUCGACCUGAGCCGCGGCAUGGAUUUCAACCCUCGCGGAGCUGUUCUUGCCAGAUUCACGCAUCUCAAUCACAGGGGCUUCCAAGUCAAUAUUAAUGUUGAGAACCAGGGACAGGCUCGGCAGGCUCUAGUGCGCCUCUUCCUUGCUCCUAAGUUUGAUGAGCGAGGGCAAGAAUGGUCAUUUGUUGAUCAUAAAAAUGUUUUCAUUGAAUUGGACAAAUUCACUGUUAACUUGCAACCAAACAGAAACAACAUUGUACGAGAGUCUCGAAUGUCGUCUGUCACAAUUCCAUUUGAGCGCACUUUCCGCGACCUUGAGCAGAAUAGACCACCUACGAACGCAAGUGGCGGCGUUCUCGACGAUUUCAACUUCUGCGGUUGCGGCUGGCCGCAGCACAUGCUCAUUCCCAAAGGCAGCCCUGAAGGUUUCCCAAGCGUGAUCUUUGCAAUGAUUUCGGACGCGCAGACCGACUGGGACUUGCGCGCGGCCAAUCGCAGACCUGGACCCUGCGCCGAGGCGGCCUCCUAUUGUGGAAUCCGAGACCAAGCGUAUCCUGAUCGUCGCGCCAUGGGCUACCCCUUCGACCGUCUGCCGCGCACUGGAGUCGUCACUACUGCACAAUUCUUGACCCCCAACAUGGCCCUUGGCGACGUCUUCAUCAGACACUCGGACACCGUGAUUGAUCCGUUCACGCAGCAAAGACCGACGUCCAGACCACCCCCUCGCCCUCAGAGCCAGCAGAACAGACCUGCAAGGCCACCUCCCAGGCCCAACCAAGGCUAAGUAAACAGAAGAUCAAAUAUAAAUUUGCGGAGAAAAAAAAAUAAAGAACUUCUCUCUCUACUUUUUUUCAAAAAGGCAUUUUCUUUGUCUACGAUAUUCUUUGUUUCAGAUAAAAAAAAAAUUGGCA